GCCAAGUUCACUGAUUGCCUGCACUUCUCUGCCCAGAUAAAGAUGAGUCUUCCAGAGUCAGCACCAUAAUCAUGUACUGCAUCGGUGGCGGGAUCCUGCUGGCCAUGCUCGUGCUGAUGGCUGUUGUCAUCUGUCUUUACUACAAAGUGGCCAACGCACUGAAAGUUCCAAAGGUACCUGUUUGUUUGACCUUAAAAAAUAAUCCAGCCAUGGUCGCCCAGGACAAGGUUGCUGCGGCCAUCACCGCUGGGUCUUAUCCCAACCUGCAGUGCUGCGACGAGUGUAACUUGUAUGCUGGCUUUGAUCCCCUGCCACCGUGCUUCUGUGAUGUAAACGAGGGACUCUAACUUGGGUAGGCGCAAAUACCUUCAAUGAGCAGUACUUCUUUCUUAGUAGAGUGUGUUAUUAUUCAAGUCAAUUUUUAUACUGUUUACAUUAUAUCAUGUACUAUAUAACAUAUUUAUGUUCUUUUGAAUAAAGGCAAUAUAGACAAUAA
Molecule: messenger RNA, 496 nt
Organism: Sus scrofa (pig)
Lineage: Eukaryota; Metazoa; Chordata; Mammalia; Artiodactyla; Suidae
Gene: FAM24B
Product: family with sequence similarity 24 member B
Source: RefSeq, a predicted model, not a curated record